Haemonchus placei is the source of this 453-nucleotide messenger RNA. Lineage: Eukaryota; Metazoa; Nematoda; Chromadorea; Rhabditida; Trichostrongylidae. The record is from the annotation of a GenBank genome assembly.
UUGAGGCGGUUGCCUGUAGAAGGAUUUUCCGCUGGACUCGUAAACGACGAUGACAUCUACAAAUGGGAGGUUCUUGUUAUUGGACCACCAGAUACUCUCUAUGAGGGUGGGUUCUUCAAGGCCAUACUAGAUUUUCCAAAGGAUUACCCGCAGAAGCCACCGAAAAUGAAGUUCGUAUCGGAAAUCUGGCAUCCAAAUAUUGACAAGGAAGGGAAUGUUUGCAUUUCAAUUCUUCACGAUCCAGGGGAUGACAAGUGGGGUUAUGAACGACCUGAGGAACGUUGGCUUCCCGUACACACGGUUGAGACGAUACUAUUGUCCGUUAUUUCUAUGCUAGCUGAUCCCAACUUUGAGUCACCUGCUAAUGUUGAUGCCGCGAAAAUGCAACGAGAGAAUUAUUCUGAGUUCAAGAAACGAGUGGCUGCAUGUGUUCGCAGAAGCCAGGAGGAGUGA